Messenger RNA from Wallemia mellicola CBS 633.66, 1144 nucleotides. RefSeq lists its product as hypothetical. The record is from RefSeq and is a predicted model, not a curated record. Gene Ontology annotation, cellular component: nucleus. Gene Ontology annotation, molecular function: histone H4K20 methyltransferase activity; protein binding. The transcript has a single exon. The coding region runs from base 68 to 1144 and encodes 358 amino acids. Lineage: Eukaryota; Fungi; Basidiomycota; Wallemiomycetes; Wallemiales; Wallemiaceae.
CUUUUAAGGAAUUACCAUCUAACACCGCGUUUUUUCGUCACUUUAGAACUAUCGAAUAGACUCAACUAUGUCUGAUCUAGAUAGACUAUCUGAAUGUGAUAGCCUCAUAUCAACUAUCUUAUUAGACAUCGUAUGGAACUUUAAUGUCGUUAAAUCAUCAAAUUGCGAUUUAAAUACAAAUAACAUAAAGGAUUUAGUUAUUGAGUCUCUCUCGAAAUAUAAUUAUAACCCAAACAAGCUAGUUGAUGCUUUAUUAAGCUUGGAUUUCAUUAAAAAACACCUUCGUAGGAAGCAGCUAUCAUAUAAAUCCUUAUUUAGAGAUCAUUUACACGUCUACUCUUUGUUAUUUCACCCCUCAACGCCCUUCGAGAUUAGAUAUAAUAGAAGGCUUUCAGAAUUUACCAAAAAGUCUGAAUAUUCUUUAGUAGCAACUAAGAAUAUACCGAAGGAUACUUUAAUAUCUAACUGCUUAGCGACUCUGAUAAAAAUAUCUCACGAUCAAGAUAAAGUAUUACGCGAUUCGAACAACGAUUGGAGUAUUUUAACUUCACUUACUACUGGUACUCGCAUAUUUCUUGGUCCUGCCAGAUUCGCUAACCAUGAUUGCGAUAACAAUGUUCAGCUCGAAAGGACACAGAAUCACGUAUAUUUCAGAACUAACCAAUGGAUUAAAUCGGGUCAGGAGGUUUUAUUAAAUUACGGAAACCACUAUUUUGGCGAAAACAAUGAAAAUUGCUUCUGUCUCACUUGCGAAACCAACAAUAAUGGCGCGUUUAAAAAUCUUGAUUAUAACACCCAAGAUAAUCAACUUAGAACUAGAUUCAAUAGCUACAUACGAUCUAAUACUACCAGUUCAACUAAUUACUCUUCCGCUUCUUCAUCACUCACGCCCCUCUCAUCCUUAUCGGACUUAAACGAAAUACUAUGCUCUAAUGAUAAAUGCAAAAACGAUAAGUUGGAAAACAAUGACGAAUGUCACACUUGCUUAAUUCAUAGAAGAAUAUAUCAGAAUUCUUGGCCAUCGCGUAAUAGACUCAAAAAUUCAUCAUACCAACAUGAAUACAUGUCAGAAGAUAGUACAUCCGAAAGCUCAUCUGCACCUUCUUCACCUGCGAGUUCUAUGUAUUCUGAUACAAAUGAAUGA